AUGAAUUAUUGUUUUAAGACAACGGACUUAGUAAUCUUCCUUCUAAUUAUUUAACUAACAGGUCAUUUGAUUAUUCAUUGGAAUUAAUAUAACUGUGGUAGAUACGGAAACAUUUAAAUGUGUAUUUGGAUUGUCAUUGUUUUAUUGAGGUAAUUGCUUCAACACGCUUAAUUUUAAAAAUGGGCGUUAUUUAUGACUUUGUUAAUUAGUGGGGAAACUAUUUCAAUGAAUAUAAUAGCAGCAUAAUAGGAUGAAUGUUCCCAAAAGACUACAUUUAUAUUUUAUUGUAUUUUAGGAUAUAUUUUAACUAUUUCUUCAUUAUCAAAAAUGUUUGGCGUUAGUAAGAAAGCUGAAAUAUUGAAAGUAGAUGAUUCGUCAACUCUAUGA
Paramecium octaurelia is the source of this 387-nucleotide messenger RNA. The record is from the annotation of a GenBank genome assembly. Lineage: Eukaryota; Ciliophora; Oligohymenophorea; Peniculida; Parameciidae.